Molecule: messenger RNA, 3160 nt
Organism: Hyalella azteca
Lineage: Eukaryota; Metazoa; Arthropoda; Malacostraca; Amphipoda; Hyalellidae
Exons: 8
Coding region: 258-1256 (332 amino acids)
Molecular function (GO): serine hydrolase activity
Source: RefSeq, a predicted model, not a curated record
UAUUCCAAGUGAUGGGAUCUAGUCACUCGUACAGUAUCUUGUGGUAGAGUCGAAUAAACAAUCUUCUAAUUUCAUUUGACUUUGUCAGAACUGAAUAUAUUUAAUAAAAAUCCUAAAAACUUUUUUUAAUAUCUUUAGUCACAAAAAGAAACAUCAUUCGAAGAAAGUUCAUAAGUCUACUUGAACUUCCAUAAACAAGCCCGGGAUAAAUUAAAUUGAAGUAUAAGAAGGCGCAUUGAUUAUCUUCGUUCUUAGUCAUGCCUGUGAAUGCAGUGUCUGCAGCUGCAGCUUCUACUGUAGCCCCCAUCGUCCGACGCUCCACUCCUGCUGUGCAAGAACUGUUCCGUCACGGCACUCUGUACCAACCGUCGCCACCGUCAGUAGUGGCUGAGCACCUCAGGAGUCAUCCUUCGGCCCCUAAGAGCGCCGCGGCAUCGCGGUUCAGCGGUUACUACAAACCGGACGGGGUCUCGGUACCGGCGUCCGGUAUAGUCACCAACCCGUCCGGCCGGCAGCCCCUCACAGACAUGCACUCAACUGAUAACAUGGAAGAGGAGAUCGCUCGUCGCAACCGCCGGCUCACCAUCUUGUUCACGUGGUUAGGGGCUAAAGAAAAAUACGCUAAUAAAUACAUAGACUUGUGGACGCGCCGGGGCAACGCUGUACUGCACGUCACUUGCUCUAUCAAGGAUAUGCUCAUGCCCAAGACUGGUGCUGAGGUGACAGCAGCUCGCGUCAAGGAGCACAUUUGUUCGCUGGGUGAGAGGAGCAGGGUUGUGGUGCACGGUCUCAGUGUGGGGGGAUACAUCACCCAACACGUCCUCAAAGACAACGAUGUCGGCGUCACCAGCAAACUCUCGCAUCAAAUCUACGACUCCUUUACAAACGUAGAGGGUUUACCUCAGGGUGUGGAGAACGCUGUACCUCCGCGCUUCAGCCAAAUUGCCAAGAAGAUAGGGCAACUCUACCAGCGCUACGCCGAUAUGAGCAGCUUCAACGAGUCGAGGAACUUCAUUCUACAGGGCGAGGCGAACACUCCAGUCUUCUUCAUGCACAGUUUGGCGGACCGAGUGGCUCAGUACGAAGUGACGCAGCCGUUGAUCGCGGCGCUGCAGGCCAAGACGUCCGUGGACGUGUUCCUUGUGCCGGCAGAGGAACAGAUUCCCCACGUGGCCCUCCUGAGGUGCAUGGGGCCGCCUGCCUACAUGGAGCUUAUCGAAACUUUUCUGCACCACCACCCGGACCCUGUCUACUGAAGAUUUUGUCUGAUCUAAGAGUCUAAGUCGUAUUCGUUUUGUCUGUUAAUUAUUGUUCAAAGUAUAAGAAAUUAUUUAGUGUAAUAUUAUUUUAGAUGAUGUGUCUACAGUCUACAUUGUAGCCAGCACCCUUUGUCACCCAUCGGUCGUAGAGGUAGAGAAUUGGAGUCGCAGAGAUGUUGCUAGAGUGCGCGCAGCGAGAGAUCUUGGCUUUUGUGUUAGGGUUUCUGAGCUAAAUUACAAUUUAGUUGCGGGACUGUCAAAAACUACUUUAGUCAUGAACUCUCGCUUAAAUUAAAAUUUAAUUGCGGGACAGUCGAAAAGUACUUUAGUCAUGAAUUCUCGCUUGAAUUGAAAUUUAAUUGCGGGACAGUCGAAAACUACUUUAGUGAUGAAUUCUCGCUUGAAUUAAAAUUCAAUUGCCGCCGGACAGUAUAAAAAUACUUUAGUGAUGAAUUCUCGCUUGAAAACAAAACGACCUUAAGUCGAAUGAGAAAGUCGUCAAGACAUGAUUAAAUUUGCAUAUUUUGACUGACGACUGAUAUUAUUUUACGUAUAAUUCAUAUGAGAAUCGUGUUAUGUUGAUUAUCGUAAUACGUUUCAAGUAGAUCCGAACGAGACUGUAUGAAGGUAAAAGGUUUGUUAAAGACUUGUCGUCAUCGAGUGGCGGAUGGCUUUAUUUGGGUGACCGGAUGACGAUACAAGAUCAAGUUUUUCAUGAUCUUGACGAGUGAUCUAGUUUCUUGAGGGUCUAUACUCUAUGAUGUAACUCCAAUUAUGGACGAAGUUACUGCACGACUCCUGGUUACAACUUGAGUCUAUGCAGACGAUUGGAUAAAAUUAUAAUUUUUAAUUCUUGUUAAUUUCUUUGGUGCGUUUAUAAAAUGUAUUAUUUGCAAUGAAAUUACUGUGAAGUCUGCAAGUGGAAUUAUUUGCUAGAGAUUGUUUAUGUGUCACAGGUACUCGGAUAUUCAUGGCAUUUAUGGAGUGCGGUCUAAAUUCCAGCGUUUCUUUAUACUUCUUCCGUAUGACCAUUGCCACCAUUGUUCCUUCAGUUGUUUUCAACGGCUCAUAUUAACAAUGGACGUUGUGUUUGCAUAAAUGAAUGGCAGAGUAGACAUGUAUGCGCGCAUCAGGCCAAAUCUUCUGGCGCUUUGUGGACCAGCGAGUGAUACCGUGCGUGACUGUCGACAUAGCUGGCUGAUCUCACAAUAAUACUAUUUUCUUGGAAAUAUUAAAGCUACUGCGAAAUCUUAUUUCCUGUGACUUGACUCACCAACUGAUGUUCGAGCAUUGCUAACAUUUUCCAAUUCCCAACGUAUAUUACUUCAAAAUUGCUUCAAAUACUAUAGGUUUACGUAUUUUUCGCGAUUUUAGUUUACCGUUAUAUAUGGCCUACAUUCAACUGCCUUGAAUUUCAAAUUGCGCACAACGGAUCAUUCUACGUCGGCAAUAUGUACAUUACUCGUGAAAUUCGUGCGGGAUAAUCACAGCGUGAUGAAUCAGUAACUUAACGUUUCUAACGCCUCGAUUAUUCCUACUGCUUUGUUUUAAAGCGUACGACGUGAAGUGAUAGGAAGUGUAUCAAUUUAGAUUAGACUAAACAUGAAGGGCUGUUUUCUCAGAUCAUAAAAUACGUGUCUUAUUUUCCAUUAUAUAGACAAAUAAAUGUAGUUGAUCAGAAGUUUUUUUCCGUUAUCCGCUGUGCUAAGAUAUAUACACAACUAAGAAUAUUAAAAGCCUUGUAAUGAAUAAUAACCCCUGUAAAAAAUCUGAACUGCUUCAAGAAACUAGUUUAUAAAUUCCCAUGUAAUGAAGAAGGUUGUAGACUUUUUCAAAAUAUGAACUACAUUGUUCUUACAAGCACGACCUUAAGCCGCCGACUCGCAUGCAAUUUACAAUCU